AAACAAUAUACAUGUCUCUAUAAAUAAGACUUUAAUCAAACCCUAAAAAAUCCAAAAAACUACACAAUCAACAAGCCAAGCUAAGCUAAAAUGGAUAAAACUUUGCAAUUUCUAACCUCACUUUUUAUAUCUUUCUCCCUAUUACUCAUCCUAUACCAAGCCAAACCCACGAACGCAAAGAUCAACUCAACCGAGUUCAUAAACCAGGUCCUCGAAAGCCAUAACGCAGCUCGAAAAUCAGUAGGAGUCGCACCUCUCAAGUGGGAAAAUUUGCUCGCUACAUAUGCUCGAAUAUACUCCUCAAGGCAGCUACGAAAGGAGUGUAAACUGAUACAUUCUACAGGUAAAUUCGGAGAGAAUUUAUUUUGGGGACAAGGCAAGCGAUGGAUGGCUACGGAUGCAGUGGCAGCGUGGGUGGCGGAGAAGCAAUGGUACAAUUACGACGAUAAUUCUUGUAUUGGUGGAUAUCAGUGUGGGCAUUAUACUCAGGUUGUUUGGAAAGACACCAAAUUGGUUGGGUGUUCUAAGAUUAUAUGUGAUUCUGGGGAUACUAUUAUUACUUGUGAGUAUUAUCCUGCCGGAAAUUAUGAGGGUGAACAGCCUUACUAGAAUUGUCUUCUUUUAUGGUUAAUGUUCAAGUUUUUCCAUGAAUUUUUAGUACUUAGUUUUUUGUAUUUUGUUUUUGAUGACAUGUUCAAUAAGGAUUAAAUGUGUGUCUUAAUUUGUGUACUCAAAGACCAAAGUUAUGUAAUCAGUAAUGAGUAAAGAGUUGUUUGUGUUAUUUUGGAAUUUUUGAAAUUGUUGAGCGAAAAAAUAAAAAAAAUAAUUAAAUAAGCGAAAUUUUAAACAAAUCCCAAAAGUAAGCGUCCAAACUCCAAAGCUGUGCUUUGGAGCUGUUCGCAGUUACUAACUGCGAACAGCAUAUAAGACAAACUAGCUGUUCGCAGUUGGUAACUGCGAACAGUUCAAAAAACACAAAAUAACUAUUCGCAGUUAGACUGCGAACAGCA
Molecule: messenger RNA, 1010 nt
Organism: Amaranthus tricolor (Joseph's coat)
Lineage: Eukaryota; Viridiplantae; Streptophyta; Magnoliopsida; Caryophyllales; Amaranthaceae
Product: pathogenesis-related protein PR-1-like
Exons: 1
Coding region: 91-609 (172 amino acids)
Cellular component (GO): extracellular region
Source: RefSeq, a predicted model, not a curated record